Messenger RNA from Anarrhichthys ocellatus (wolf-eel), 4659 nucleotides. It is a transcript of the gene ube2ql1, whose product is annotated as ubiquitin conjugating enzyme E2 QL1. NCBI's taxonomy places the organism in Eukaryota, Metazoa, Chordata, Actinopteri, Perciformes, Anarhichadidae. The record is from RefSeq and is a predicted model, not a curated record. The transcript has 3 exons. The coding region runs from base 444 to 1280 and encodes 278 amino acids.
GAAGGAUUACCGGGGGCUGGUUUGUCCUCGGCUGCAUUAAAACCGGAGCUGCUGCAGCUGCACACACACAUCAAAGGCUCUCCUUCUCUUCUUCGCUGCAGCUCCCUCCGACGGCAGGUCUACUGGACGGUGGAGACAUUUCUGCUUUUUACUCUCAACGGGAUCGGUGUUCGGUCUACAUAACCGGAUAUAAAAACGGACAUACUUCGACUCUCAGCCGUCUACGUCGAGCCGCGUCGAAAUGAUGCACUGAGGAGAAAACUGGACAGGCUCCCCGGUUGUGUUCAUCCUGUGGCUACAGUGAGCGGAGGGGGUGAUUGCGGUACAAGGUUGAUAAUCAGCAUCAAGAAAGGUCUUCUCUGUGAGCGGGGACCGACUGUAAAGGGUGAUUCUUGCCCCUGUGCGGGGGGGAUCGGCGGAGAACCAUAGAUCUAUAGAAAAUUAUGGCCACCUUACUGCGGAAGAUCGGUCUCAUCCGCCUCCACGACCGAGACACCGAGGACCCGAAGCACCAUCAGGGCUCGCUAAAGGGGACUAAAGGGAACCAGAAGAACAACGCCAACAAACACUGUCAAACCGCCAACGAAACCAACAUCCUGAGCACCCCGGAGAUUAAGGCGAGGAAGCUGGACCAGCAGGGCAAGGACAAGCCGUCCGGCAAGGAUAAGCAGGGCAAGGAUGCGAAGGAGAAGCAGCAGACGGGAGGAGGCGGGAGUAAAGCGACCACUGCCACCUCGAUACCACCGCUGGCGCCUCACCGGCAACACUGCACCCAGGUCCGGACGCGGAGGCUGAUGAAGGAGCUACAGGAGAUCAGGAGGUUAGGGGACAACUUCAUCACGGUGGAGCUGGUGGAGGACAACCUGUAUGACUGGAACGUCAAGCUGCACCAGGUGGACAAGGACUCGGCGCUGUGGCAGGACAUGAAGGAGACCAGCACCGAGUUCAUACUGCUCAACGUCACCUUUCCCGACAAUUUCCCCUUCUCGCCGCCGUUUAUGCGGGUCCUGACGCCCCGGUUGGAGAACGGCUACGUGCUGGACGGCGGGGCCAUAUGCAUGGAGCUGUUGACACCCCGUGGAUGGUCCAGCGCCUACACGGUGGAGGCAGUCAUGAGGCAGUUUGCGGCCAGCCUCGUAAAAGGACAGGGGCGUAUAUGUAGGAAAUCAGGGAAGUCCAAGAAAGCUUUCAGCCGCAAGGAAGCCGAGGCCACCUUCAAGUCCCUGGUGAAGACCCACGAGAAGUACGGCUGGGUGUCCCCGCCCGUGUCCGACGGCUGAGUGCUCAUCCACCGACCCUCCGACCCCCGCGCUAGCCGGAACAAAACCCAGCUAGCCCCAACACGCAAAACGACACACCACGCUAACUCAACAAUGACCCAUCUUCACCUUUUGCUGUUUCACCCAAAAGAUUUCUCUUUUUUCUUUUUCGGUUUUGUGUGUCUUGUGUUAUUGGGUUUUUUUGGGGGGAUUUUCUUUUUUCACUCCUCCACCAAGAAGCAACUUUUGUUCCCCUCCCUCUCGCCCAGGGAGAUACUUCCCCACAUUUUGGAAAGACCUGAGAGGGAGGUGUGUGUGGCUGUGUGUAUGUGUGUGUGUGUAUGUUUGUCGGACUGGGAGUGUGUGCAUCGCAGUGUGCGUUACUGUCGGUGGAUUUCUUUUAGUUUUUGUCAUAAAGCACACCUACGCGCAUACGGGAAAAAUUGGACAGUGUGGGCUUUUCCACCCAUGUGAAAGACUACUGAAUGAAGGAGACUCAUCCCCCUCUUCUGUUCUCUUCAUCCCAUCCUCUCCUCUCUCUCCCCCUCCCUCCCUUCUCCUCCAAAGCACUGAACUGGCAUCGGUUCCCGCCGUCUCUCUCUCUGUAGCUGCCGGGUCAUUUACAUAUAAAUGAAGCUGUUAAUGUUUAAUAGACGGGCAGCGCACUGGCGUUAAUACUCACUCAUUCACUCCUUCAUUUCCCCUUUCUUUCGACUGUGCCGUUGCUCACAGUUCAAUGCAACAAGAUUGUAAUUUACAUGGAGCUGUGCUCUCUCUCUCUCUUUAUCUCUCUGUAUCCGUUUCUUUAGCUCGUCGUUCACUCUGUUUCUCCUUUCUUUCUCUCCGUCUCUUGUGGCUACAUUUAGAGCUCACUGUUGCGUAUAGAUGGAUGUUGAUUUCGAUGAAGGAAUUAAAAGUCACUUGUUGCUUGAUGCUGAGACUAUGUAGGCUAUGAUAAAUAGAAUGACAGUCAAUCACCUUUCUUUCUUUCUCUCUCUACUCUGAUGUUAUCGUGUGUGUGUGUGUGUGUGUGUGUGUGUGUGUGUGUGUGUAGGAGAGGAAGAAGACUGUAUUUCCCAUGAUUUAGAUACCAGAUGGUACAGCUGAAGGCCGGGCUUCAGUAUGUUUGUGUGUGUGUGUGUGUGUGUGUGUGUGUGUGUGAGCAAGGGAGACAACCCUUUAAACAGAGAAUAAUAUGAUUUACUGUGAAUGACACUAUAAGGCCUAAAGGGAGUGCUCUUUUUUUAUUUUUUUUAGCUGAAUUACUCGUCGCCGUCUUGUCCUACUUUCUAUGUCAGCUCCUGAUUAUUAGUACUGUAAACAAGUGUGAGGUUGUGUGUCUCUCUCUCUCUCUCUCUGAACCAUAAAGAGGUUAGUUGAAUAAACGCUUUGGACGUUUAGCUGUGCUCCGCACACACACACACUCGUGCGCACGCCUUGACGGCGGCUGUGACGCCCAGGAAUGAAGACAGACAGACAGACAGACAGACAGACAGACAUGGGGCUCGAGCGCUGCUGUGGAUGGAGUGGAGCUUUAAAUGAGCGCACGCUUCAGAGCCCGCCUGAUUGAUGUCUGCUGAGAGAGAGAGACUGAAGGCAGAGGGGAGAGGGGAGAGAAGGAGAAGAAGAGCAGAGGCAGAGCUUUGAUCACUACCGGCUGCUUCUGGAAAUGUCAGGUGGCUUGCAAAAUGGCCGAAGACAGAUUUUUAUUUUGCUCUACCCUGCUGUGAUUACUUAAGAGACACACUCAGUUCCUGAGUUCCAACCUUUAAAAGGACUUUAUGAAUAUCUGAUAUUAACUCUACGGCUGCAGCAACGUCAGUCUCAAUCAGCUGGACGCCUGCUCGCUACGGACCGUCUUGUCUGUCCAAUCCAGUGGACUCCUUGUGUGUUUGUUUUUGCUAUCUCAAAGGUCAGAGGGAAAGCUGCUAAUUGGUCUGACAUUUAAGCCAAGCGUCAUUAGAGACGAGUAGAAGGAUGGAGGAUGUCAAACCUCCCGCUCGGCGCUGACAUUUCGUCACUUUCUGCUCCUAUGUUUUUUGGGGAGGGGGAGGAGUGUAGGGCAGACAGGGGCGUAGGAGCAUCUCAGCAGGGCCCCAAAAGUAAUCCUGGAGAAGGAUAGUUUAAACCGCUGAGCUGGAGGCUGAGCUGGAGGCUGAGCCGCGCUACCAGCAUGCUGCGUUUGGAUCGGGCUGCGCCGUGUUUUCAAAGCCGCCCCUCGUGUGUGUCGUUUGUGGCCGAUAACAAAUGUCCGUCUCUGUGUGAGUGCAUGUGUGAGCAAACAUGUGUGUUACAGUCCCAUCGGGAUUUAAAAAAUAAAAAGAGCAGAGUAUAAAAAAACAACAACAACACACCAUCUGGUAUGUGAUCAUGUACGAAAGCGAGUUAGUCCUUUCAGGGUCGACCAUAUAGUGAACUCUCGGCUUGUCAGCGGAGAAAACUGUAAACUGAACUAUUAGUAAGAGAAAAUAUCUCAAACGCUGAGUGUUUGCUGGUUUCAAGAGAAUCAUUUUGUGAUAUAGUUUAGAUUGGUAGUUUGCAAACACUAACUGGGUGAACUGAUUAUGUUGUAUUAUAUCUGCAUGUGAUACGUGAUUGGUAGCUAGCUACUGUAUAUCUUUUUUCAAGAAAAGCAAGAAAAAAUAUGGGGAAAAACAAAAAUGCAAAUGCUUCUCUUUUCCUGUUCUUUUUUUCGUUUUCUUUUUUGGGUUCUGUAUUGUAUUGUUACUUCUUUUAUUUCGAAGCGUCAUGAAAAAUGUCACAAUGUGUUGUGAAUAUGAAUGUUUGUGUUUUAAUUUAUUUGUGGUUUGCCAAAAUGAAGAUUUGAAGCAUGUUGCAGGUAUUGUCACAAGAAAAUGAGAAGAAGGAAAAAAAAGAAUUACUGAGAACGAUAGCCUAUGUAUUUGUGUGAUGGGGGAAGGUGUGUUUAUUUGGGGGGGGGGGACUUGAGGGAGUACAGAAGAACAGAAGGUUGCAAAGCCUCAAGAUUAUAAAAGGGGAGUAUUUUCUUCAUUGGGAGUGCAUCAAAGUGGAAUUAAGAAAAUGUCUACGCUCCCUUGAAUACUUCCUAGUCCCCUCCGUGGUGUCACUACUGUCCCUUCCCCAUUGGUCCUGCUCUAGACAGUGAUUUGGCUUAUGGGUAAUGCAGUGAACACAAAGAUCUGGACUGAAGUUUUCCCCAGUCACAGAUCAAGGAUCAGUAUGACCUCCCUAUGCUUCAAAUCUCACUCGUAAAGGGAAUGCGCACAUCUGACCUGUGAUCAGUUACUCCGGGCGACUUUGUCCCACUCCCGACUUGAGUGUUUGGUCGAGGCCGAGGUCUUAAAACGUUCAAGAGGUGAAAGGUCGUUUGCAAGACCAAACAGGAAUGUGCAAUAAAAGUUACAGCUUAUUCAAACUC